CGCCGCCUCAGUUGUCGUCCGUUGCCCGGUCGUUGUUCAUCUCCUGUGCGGCACCAUGCUCAACCCGCCCGACACCUGAUAGAAAUGAGCGCCAGACUCGUCUUCUUGGUUUCUCUGUGGCUAUGCUCGGCUCUUGGACACCCAAUCACCGUGUCGCCCCGGCAGUCAUCUAGGCCAACAGACGAUGUCCUGGCCGGCGAGGAAUUCCUCUCACUCUUUUACAGUGACAGUCCUCGACCUUCUCCACCGCGGGCCGCAUCCAGGGUAGCCAACAACGAGCCCCGCUCCCAGCCAACGGACUCGCGCUUCUUCGGCGAGAAACUCUCGUUCCGGAAGCGGCUUUUCAACCGGAAGUUCGGGGACACCGAAACCGGAAACCGGAAGUUUGCGCCUCGCAAUCGCUACGAGCCCAUCUCGCCGACGCUUAACAGUUUGCCUACCACGCAGGCGUUCUCACCGUCCAGCUUCCGACCCACAGAAGAGUCGACGAUAGAGCCUCUCACCAACCAGGACAACGCCAAGAAUACGAUUAAAUAUGACGAAAAGACAACGUCGGUCAGUGUUUCCACGUCCGUCACCAGAAACCAGGACCCACCGGCUCGCACCCCGGACGUCCAGGAUGUGCCUUCUCCGACGGCUCUUCAGCGCAGCUCUCUGAAUAUAGACGAGAGUGAAGAGUUCGUCGUGGGGGCUCGCCAGGACAUCCUCAGGGUCACCAACAGCCCCAGACUGACCUCCACAAGGACGUUCGCGUCGCAGCCCGCCAAGGGUCUAGUUCCUAAAGCGCCAGAAUCUGUACAUACCCCCGAAGAGGGCGCUAGAAACCUAGAUUUAAGAAAGCCAGAACCACGCCAGUCGGAGGCCGAGACCAAGACUUUCCAGUUCGCAGUUUCAUCCGAGACUCGCGGCGCUAAUUUUAAGAUAAGUAGGGCGGAGUCAAAGCCCGAAAAAGUGCAGUAUGACGAGGCGUACGAAGCAUACGAUACUCAAGAUCCCGCCGGAUACUACGACGAGAAGGUCGAAGGGGAGAAAACCGCCAAGUCACUUUUAAGGCCCAAGAGCGAGCCAUCGGCGAAGAACCUUCCCAUCGUUUACAGCGAGCCCGCGAAAGUGUACGGCGAGCCGGCGAAAGUCUACUCGGAGCCGGCCAAAGUAUACUCGGAGCCAGCUAAAGUAUACUCGGAGCCGGCUAAAGUCUACGGCGAGCCCGCCAAAGUAUACUCGGAGCCGGCCAAGGUAUACUCGGAGCCGGCCAAAGUCUACGGGGAACCGUCCAAGGUUUACUCGGAGCCGGCCAAAGUCUACAGCGAGCCGGAGAAAGUCUUCAGGGAACAGGAGAACGUCUUCAAGGAGCAGGAGAAAGUCUUCAAGGAGCAGGAGAAAGGUUACAGCGAAACGCUCCAACGAAGCCAAUCUCUGGAGGAGGAGAAGAAAGAGAGCAGUCAGGCAGGGCACGUCCUGGAGACGUCCAACUACAAGAAGUACCGGGUGGAAGAGAAGACGCCGGAUGGGUUCAUCGUGGGAGAGUAUGGAGUCCUCGGCCACGAUGGGGGUAGCCUCAGAGGGGUCCGUUACACCGCCGACAGCGAUACGAACCCCUCACUUAUCUACGAUGCGCUAGUGAAAUUCCUGAAGUUGAAGUAAGAUGACCCGAGGGUAGAAGUCUAUGAAAACAUUUCAAGCGAUGUUACCUCUUUAAGUGUUGUGCCUAGCAGCACUUGGAAUUUCAGGCUGUGUUGUGGACGUCUACUCCCGGUAGAUAUGAUGGAUCUUAAAGAAUGUGCUUAUUGAGGAGGGCAGUGAGGUCCUUUAAUUUUGAAAAAUGAUUUAGUUUAAAUUUACGUACAUAUUAUUAGACGUCUGCAAGAUAAUGCCUGAAAUUACGAAUUACCUGUGAGUAUCUAACUGUAUCAAAUGCCCAUGAUCAGAAGCUCUCGGCAAUCUCUCAUAAAAUCAGUAUCAAGAUGUGGAUGAAUUGUUUCUAAGAGAAGUGUUUACUGGAGUUUAAAGUUUGUAUGAGAGACAAAUUUAGCUGAGAUAGUAAACAUUUCUCAUAGAAGCAUCGUGAUUUGACCUACAGAUGAAGAGGUGUCUUAUGUAUGAAUAGACUGUUUUGUACGUACAUAGCUUUUUGGAACUUUAGGGAUCUAACUUCAUCUAGAGUGCCUUCCACUAAUUAUCUGACUAGAUUGAAUCUCAGGUCUCCUUUCCCCGAGGUUAAUACUAAAAUCGUGGACGGUAAACAUUUUAAAGGUGUGACAUUCUAGCAUAUCGAGUCUUUUUAAAGAAAAAUUAUGACUUUCAGAAAUUAAAAAUACAUGGAGAGUCAAAAGUCUGUUUUUGCGAUUUUACGUGAGUUCUACAAAUCUGAAGAGGUCUUGUAUGAUAAAGCUCACGCACAAUGAAGAAGGGAUUUUGCGUAACUUUGUUAAUUUAUAUCAAAGUAUUUCUUUUACAAAUUUUGAAACUUUCUUGGCUCUAUAAUGACUUAUUUUAUGGAGAAAAAACUGCUCGGUAGAUUGAGAGAAUAUUUUAAAGGUGUGAAAUUUCGAUCGAAGGGAUUUCAUGAAGAUCUUGAUUUUGUUUUGUAUGCUCGGUAAUCUCGGUCGAGCAAGACUAGCUGAAUUUGGGAAGGGAUUUUCCAACACUGAAAAAAUCAACGAAGUUGAUUCUAUUGUAGUUGUUGCGGUUCAUGUUGUCAGAAGUUAUAGAGCACCUUAAUUAUUGCGUUGUAUGCGAUUUGAUUUCGUGCAAUAACUGAGUGUGCAUUCAUAACUCUGUGAAGUUUGCUCAAGUGUCUUUAAUUUAUUUAUUUUGAUUAAUUCCUGUGAUAUUUUCUUUUAGUUCUUCUGUAUGUAUUAUUUCCUCCGUAUCAGUAAACGUCGAAUUUUUUUUUUAAAAUCUAAUGAAUCAAUCGAACAAAUUUUUACUUAUAUUGAGGUUCAAUAAUUAUGUUAAACCUUACCGGAGGGAACUAUAAUCAUGUAAUGAAUUUUAUACUUUUCAAUUAAAUGUCAAUAUCUUGUAAGGAAACAUAUGUCAACAGUGUCAGUAAUAUUUUUAACAAUCUUACAACUUAUUUUAUUUCUUUGUGUAUAAAUCACUUGUAGGCUUAAUUUAAUGAAAACUGUAUCUAUUUAAGGCUGUAAGGUACAAUAUUUGUAAACUUAUCUGAAAAACUGCUGCAAUCUUCUGGAAAGACACGUUCAACGUCUGUGCCCUGGUGAUGAACUCCUAACUCUCACUUUUCUUGCAGCUUCCUUGUGGUUUUGUCUGCGCAAUCACUCGAUUUGUCUUAUCGUCAUAAAUUUGAAUCAAAACAAAUAUAAUUUAAGUGCCAUGUGAUACUUUAA
Molecule: messenger RNA, 3353 nt
Organism: Bemisia tabaci
Lineage: Eukaryota; Metazoa; Arthropoda; Insecta; Hemiptera; Aleyrodidae
Source: RefSeq, a predicted model, not a curated record